AUGCCUACAAAGGGGGAAAGGGGAAAAGCGACGGACUUCAGCAUCGCGGCCAUCAUGGCGCCCAGGGGUCCGUCCUUCGGGCAUUACCACCUGCAGGGCAUUGGCAACGCCGCCGCUACCGCUAAUACCAGCUUGGAAUGUCCAACUGGCAAAGCAUUCGUCGCCAAUUCUGCUCUCGAUCACCGUGACCGGGUGGUGACAGGAUUCUGGGUGGUCGACUGUCGGUCGUGGCAAAAGGAAGCUGACGUCAGUAGCUCGGUCAUAUUUCUUCUUGCCUUAAGAUCAUGGAACGUGGGACCACCUCUUGGCGCUCCACGGCCAGAGUUUUAA
Heterotrigona itama is the source of this 330-nucleotide messenger RNA. Lineage: Eukaryota; Metazoa; Arthropoda; Insecta; Hymenoptera; Apidae. The record is from the annotation of a GenBank genome assembly.